AUCGAACUUCAGUUCAAUUAGGCUACUACUGCAAAGUCAGUAUGUAUUUUAGGGUAGCGUUUUUAGUAGCAAUAUUAGCUAUAGUAAAUUGUGAAUAUGUGAGCUAUAACAAUUACAAAGUGUAUAAGGUCAAACCUGAAACAGAUAAAGAAGUGGAAAUUCUAUACGAUGCAGAGAAGGAGCAAGGUUACCUAUUUUGGGAUGAGGGUUUUAGAAGAGGAAGAGAUGUCAGGAUCAUGGUAGCUCCUGAGAAGCAGCAUGAACUAGUCAAGUACUUCUCUGAACGUGGAAUGACGGCAGAACUUAUGCUACUGGAUUUUGAAAGAUCCGCAGAAGUACAACGAGCCAGGCCAGUUACAGUAACGAGAAACCAAAACGUAAGAAACUAUGCUUGGGAAUUCUACCAAACAUUGGAUGAAAUCUACGAAUGGAUGGACGCAAUGGCUGAAGAUUAUCCUAACGUAGCCGAAGUUGUCACUAUUGGAACUACUGAAGAGAAUAGACCUAUUAAAGGUUUGGUUAUAGACUUCAAAAAGAGCGAAAACCCAGUGUAUGGAUUCAUAGAGGGUGGACUUCAUGCUAGGGAAUGGAUAUCGCCAGCUAUGUCGACCUGGAUUAUAAAAGAGUUUCUGACGAGCACCGAUCCAGGUGUUAGGACCAUGGCCGAAGAUAUUGUGUGGCACAUUUUCCCAGUCACCAACCCCGAUGGAUACGUGUAUUCUUUUACUGAUGACAGAAUGUGGAGAAAGAACAGGAACAAGGCUCACUUCACUUCUUGUUCCCAAUGGAAUCUCCCCGAUGACGCAAGCAAUGGUGUGGAUUUGAACAGAAACUUCGGCUUCUUGUGGAAUACUAUUGGGGCUUCGCUGAAUCCUUGCGCUCAGACAUUCGCUGGAGCCAGUGGAUUCUCCGAAAAAGAAUCUAUUGCGAUAUCGAAUCACAUCAACUCGCUUCAGCAAAGCGGAACUGUGUUGUACUACUUGAGUUACCAUUCAUUUACUCAGUUACUUCUGAUUCCAUACAGCCAUGUUUCUGGUGCUGGAAUAUUGGAAGCAGAUAAUUAUGGUGAUUUGUUUGAAAUUGGUAUAAUGGGAAUGGACAAACUCACGGCGCUUCACAACACUACUUACACCGUGGGCACCUCAGCUGACAUUUUAUAUCCGGUGAGCGGAUCAGGAUUCGAUUGGGCCAAAGGAGGGGCACAUAUACCACUCGUCUUUCUAUUUGAACUGCGUGACUUGGGAGAAUAUGGUUUCUUACUGCCACCAGAACAAAUAAUACCCAACAAUGAAGAAACCAUGGAUGGAAUGGUUGAAAUGCAUAGAGUAGCUAGAUCUUUGGGAUAUCACAGGAGCUCAGCAGGUUCAAUUGUAAAUAGUAUGCUACUAUUGAUUGUGUCGGUUGUAGCUGCUUUGAGAUUGAAAUAAAUUGUUGGUGAUAUUUCA
Messenger RNA from Ostrinia nubilalis (European corn borer), 1445 nucleotides. RefSeq names its product zinc carboxypeptidase-like. The record is from RefSeq and is a predicted model, not a curated record. The transcript has 6 exons. Gene Ontology annotation, biological process: proteolysis. Gene Ontology annotation, molecular function: zinc ion binding; metallocarboxypeptidase activity. The coding region runs from base 42 to 1427 and encodes 461 amino acids. Lineage: Eukaryota; Metazoa; Arthropoda; Insecta; Lepidoptera; Crambidae.